Molecule: messenger RNA, 996 nt
Organism: Trichosporon asahii var. asahii CBS 2479
Lineage: Eukaryota; Fungi; Basidiomycota; Tremellomycetes; Trichosporonales; Trichosporonaceae
Exons: 1
Coding region: 1-996 (331 amino acids)
Source: RefSeq, a predicted model, not a curated record
AUGCGUUUCGCUACUCUCGCUCUCCUCCUCACGGGCCUCGUUGCUGCCCAGAACGCUGCCCAGUCGGCUACCUCCGCUGCUGAGUCUGCCGUUGCCUCUGCCACUGGUGGUAACACCGGCGAGCAGUCCUCUGCCGGCGGCGGCGACCAGGGCCAGCAGACCUCGUCCGCUGGUGGUGACGGCGCCGACGCUUCGCAGACCUCGUCCGCCGGUGGUGACGGCGCCGACGCUUCGCAGACCUCGUCCGCCGGUGGUGACGGCGCCGACGCUUCGCAGACCUCGUCCGCCGGUGGUGACGGCGCCGACGCUUCGCAGACCUCGUCCGCCGGUGGUGACGGCGCCGACGCUUCGCAGACCUCGUCCGCCGGUGGUGACGGCGCCGACGCUUCGCAGACCUCGUCCGCCGGUGGUGACGGCGCCGACGCUUCGCAGACCUCGUCCGCCGGUGGUGACGGCGCCGACGCUUCGCAGACCUCGUCCGCCGGUGGUGACGGCGCCGACGCUUCGCAGACCUCGUCCGCCGGUGGUGACGGCGCCGACGCUUCGCAGACCUCGUCCGCCGGUGGUGACGGCGCCGACGCUUCGCAGACCUCGUCCGCUGGCGGCGACGGUGCCGACGCUUCGCAGACUUCCUCCGCCCCCGCCGGCGAGCAGACGUCGCAGGGUGGCGACGCUUCGCAGACCUCUGGCGGCGAUGCCCAGCCAACCUCUUCCGCCGGCGGCGCCGACUCGAGCCAGACCGGUGCCGGAGGCGCCGGCGGCGACAGCUCGGCCACUCCUAGCGGACAGUCCGGCAUGUCCUCACAGUCGGGAGCUUCCCAGUCUGGCGGUAACGCUGCUUCGUCCAUGUCCAGCGCAGCCCUUGGAUCUCAGUCCUCUGGUGCCUCUGCUGCCCCUAGCGGCGGUAGGGCGGUAGCGGCAGCGGGGCCAGCAGCGGAACCCCGAUCGCGGGCGCCGCUGUCGCCGCUGCGAUCAUCGCUGCCGUCUUCUAAGUAA